This is a messenger RNA of Colius striatus (speckled mousebird), 11989 nucleotides long. It is a transcript of the gene PDZD2, whose product is annotated as PDZ domain containing 2. The record is from RefSeq and is a predicted model, not a curated record. Gene Ontology annotation, molecular function: protein binding. Bases 19 to 8061 code for a protein of 2680 amino acids. The transcript is spliced from 24 exons. Lineage: Eukaryota; Metazoa; Chordata; Aves; Coliiformes; Coliidae.
GGAUGCACAGGAACGGCGAUGCCCAUCACGCAGGACAACGCGGGGGUCUUCCUCCCCCUCCUGUGCCAGUGGCUGCAGAACAGCCAUCGGGAGGGGGCUGAGGAUGCUGAGCAGCAGCUCUGCCGCUCAGCUGUCCAGAAGCUGAGUGAGUACAUCCAGCUCAACUUCUCAGUGGAUGAGAGCAAACUGCAGCCAGGGAGCUGUGGGACUUUGGAUACAGAGAUCUGCACUAUGUACCUGGCACAGGAGAUGCGAAAAAAUGAGGUUCUUGGGUUGAGCUUUGGUAACAUCCCUGCUCUGGGGGACUAUGGGGAGAAGCGUCGGGGAGGGAAGAAGAGGAAAGGGCACAAGGGCCCCGUGCUCGAUGUUGGGUGCAUCUGGGUGACAGACUUGAAGAAAAACAGCCCGGCUGGGAAGUGUGGGAGAGUGCGCCUGAAGGACGAGAUACUUUCCCUGAAUGGCCAGCUGAUGGUCGGCGUGGAUGUCACCGGUGCAAGUUACCUGGCUGAGCAGUGCUGGAAUGGCGGCUUUGUCUACCUGAUCAUGUUGCGCCGCAUCAAGCGUAAAGCCCCUCUUCCUCCCUCCAACGGCAACAACAGCAACAGCUGCGACCCAAAGGCCAAACCCAGCCCUGAACCCAGCGACAGAGCUGCUCAAAAUGGGAAAAGGACACGGAAGUUUGGCGUCAUCACCAGAACACCGGGCAGCAAGGAUGGCAAAGAAAAGCCAGGCUCAGAGCACGGGAAUGGGCAUUGCACCCCGAUGGAGGUUGAGGUAGCUCAGCCAGAGACCUCCGAAGCAGAACACAACGGGGAAGAGCAGCUUCAGGGCACUGGGGGACAGUACCGAUGCCGGCUGUCAGAUGGAGGUGUGCCAGACAUGGGUGACCAGUCUGCACAGCGAGAAGGUUGCCGCAUGUGGAAGAUGCACAUCCUGAAGGGGACGGAUGGACUGGGAAUCCAGAUAACGGGAGGCAGAGGGUCGAAGCGGUCCCCUCACAGCAUCAUCGUCACCCACGUGGAGGAAGGCGGCUUGGCACACAGGGACGGCAGGCUGACAGUGGGCGACGAGCUCCUCAUGAUCAACGGGCAGUCACUGGUUGGGCUCUCCCACCAGGACGCUGUGGCUCUGCUUCGCUCGGCUGCCGGCCUGGUGCAGCUGGUGGUUGCUAGCAAGGAAUCUGCUGAAGGGGAUUUUCUGAAGUACUCAUCUACCAGUUUGCCAGACUUGCUUAGCACUUGUUCAGUCCAAGACUCUAUCUCUUGCACUGACAAUAAGGAAAAUGAAGAGCCAGAAGAAGAAGAAGAUGUGAAAGGAUUGAAUGUGUCUCCCGAAAAACUGGUUGCUGUGAUGGAAACUGAGAAGUCUCAAAAUCCAGUUUGUGCAGAAGUGUCCAAAGGAAACAACCAGAGUCCAACUCUGGGAAGUGGCAUACUGAAAUACAGAAGUCGAUCCCAAGGUACUGCAUCCCGCUUGGAGUCUGUUGGAGAAGACGAUGAGCUCACAGUGGAAAAUGGUGAAUCAAGUUACGAAAUAGCAGUGAAAUACUCCCGGGGUGGGAGAAAGCACUCUCUGCCCCAGCAGCUGGAGUCAGCAGGAGCCAGGCAGGACUACCAUAUUGUGAAGAAAUCCACCCGUUCCUUCAGUGCUGCCCAAGUAGAAUCACCAUGGAGACUGACCCAGCCGUCCAUCAUUUCCAACAUUGUCCUGAUGAAAGGGCAAGGCAAGGGUCUUGGAUUCAGCAUUGUGGGAGGUCAGGAUUCUGCUCGUGGACGCAUGGGGAUUUUCGUGAAGACUAUAUUCCCAAAUGGUGCGGCGGCUGCUGAUGGAAGGCUGAAAGAAGGGGAUGAAAUCCUAGAAGUUAAUGGAGAGUCUCUACAAGGGCUGACCCAUCAGGAGGCUAUUCACAGGUUUAAGCAACUGAAGAAAGGCGUGGUGACACUGACGGUGCGCACGCGGCUGCGCAGCCCGAGCCUCACGCCCUGCGCGACUCCCACCUUGCUGAGCCGCUCCAGCUCCCCCAGCUCAGGUGCCAGUGGUGCGACACUCCCCGGCCCUGACGAGCCGGAUGGCUCCUCCUCCAACCGCAAAGGCCCUGGCCCGAAGGACAGAAUUGUCAUGGAUGUGACGCUCAAUAAAGAGCCGGGGGUUGGGCUUGGCAUUGGUGCCUGUUGUCUUACGCUGGAAAACAGUUCUCCGGGGAUAUACAUUCACAGCCUGGCCCCAGGAUCAGUGGCUAAAAUGGAUGGCAGGUUAAGCCGGGGUGACCAGAUCCUGGAGGCAGAUUCAGUGAGUCUGCGUCACGCAGCGUUAAGUGAAGCCUACGCCAUCCUGAGCGAGUGUGGUCCAGGCCCUGUCAGCCUCAUCAUUAGUCGACAUCCUAACCCAAAGGUUUCUGAGCAGGAGAUGGAUGAAGCAAUCGCACGUACUACCCACCGAGAGAGCAAGGAUGCCAGCUCUUCUCACAUCACAGGAGCUGUACAAAAAAGUCCGUCUCCCAGUGCGAAGGCCAAACAAGGAGAGACCUCAUCUCCCCUCAGCUGGACUAUGAAACGCUUCCUGGAGCCAGCAAGCCGGCAGGGAUCUGUCAGCUCCGAGGCAGAGCUUUCCCAGUACUUCUCUCAUGACGGUACAAGUCAGUUCCCCUUUGCUGAUGCUGUAACCAGCUCCUGUGACGAAGAACAGCUCCGCCAGAAGAACAGAAACAGUUUGCUGGAUGAUGGCUCUCCUCUUCCUGGCAGCCUGACUGCUAGAGAAGCAGGAGCAGCAAAAGCAAAUGGUCUGGCUUCUCCUACUAGUGGGAGAUCACCUGGUCUUCACAACAAACAUGUGGAGUCUGUCCGACCUGGCAUCCUCAGCGACAGUCCCAAAUCUAACCGCAGUCCCUUUCACCGACAGAGGAGGGUUGUUUUCUAUGAUGGUGACAUUAGUGACGACGAUGAAGGUUCCCAUUUGCAGAGGAGCUUGAGGGCCAAGAGCCAGGAGGAUGCUGGCAUUGUCAUUACAACCUCGUCUGUAGAAAUUGAUGAUGAGAGCCAGGACAGUGAAUCACCAAGAUAUAGUGGCAGAGAGACUUCUUCCCCUGUCUUCAGCAACUCUGCAGAGUCUGCGGAGCAAAUUGACUCUCCCUUCUUCCCAAUCAUAGCAUUCGAUUACUCAAGUGUGCCUGAAGUUCGUCUUGGCAGCCUGAGUUUGAAGGAGCUCCGGGAAGCACAACUUGAAUCAAAGAGAUCUCCAAAACUUGAGCACAGAGCAGUCACCAGAGUGAAAAGCAUGAUGAGCACUGAGUGCCGAAGCCUUCAGAGACAGAGGACAGAGGAGCAUGGCUCUUACAACAAGCCUGUUGCGAGAAUGCUCCCUCACAGCAAAAAGUGUGAAGCACCUGAUGGGGCUGGGCAGGGCCAGGGUGAAAUAGUCACUCUGGUUCGCAGUGAGCAUGAGUCAUUCGGCCUGGAUUUGGAAAUACAGGCCAUGCCCUUAAAAGUUGUUGUCACAGGACUGCGGCCAGGUGGAGCAGCAGAAAUGGGAUCAAUGGGCAAGAUGGCUGUAGGAGACGAGAUUACCACCAUCAACAGUAUCCCAGUCAGUAAGAUGAUGUAUGAGGAAAUCUGCUUGCUUAUGCAGUGUCUUCCCACAUCUGUAACCCUGGAGAUCCAGAAAGCAACAUCAGCUGUCAGCAGAUUUACAAACCUCAUCCUGUCUCCAGGGGUAGAGUGUCAAAAUCAGGCCGGUAUCAACAGCAUGGUUGCAACCGAUGAAGAACAGAGCACGGGGAAGAGAGAAGGAGCAGGUCUGCAGAAUGCUUGUGCGGUGGAGAGGACAACACUGCCACCUGAUGCCACCAGCAAAGACGUGCAGAGAGUUACCGUGGCAAGCAGCCUCUCUGAGGACUGCCCUGCCGCCCCUGUCACUGAUAUCGAUGACUUGCUCAGCCAGAUGGGUGCUGCCGAGAGCAGGGCUUCACGCACCCCGUCGCGAGCAGAAAGCCCCCUCCGAGAUGAGUACACCACCAUGUGCUGCUGUGGAACUGAUGAAGGGUGUCCCGGAUCUGAGCCACAGCCAGCCAAGGAGGAGCUGCAGGAAAAAACUGUGAAUUGUGGAGCUAAUGCACAAGGAGUUUUAGGGCUGUCUGUGUUGGACUCUAUUAACACAGGCAAACUUUUUACUGUGAAUAAAAACUCUUUAAAUAACUACUCCAGGAAUUUUAGCAGCUUAAAUGAGGAUGAGUUGCCUGCAGCAAACUCUGUGGAAGGGAAGAGGAGCGACGUGUUUCCAAAGUCUAUGUAUGGGGCUGCAGAGGAUUCUCAUUCAGACACAGAGUCCGUCACGGAAGGCUGUGAUGGUGCAAAUGAGAUGUUGCUUGGGCCCUGCACUGCUGCUGCUAAUGCCUCUGUGGCCUGUGCUGUAAUGGAGUCAGAUGAAGAGCAAAUUGAGAUCUGUUGCAUGAGCAAUGAGUUGCAGAAGCCUGCACAGGAGCAGCAUCUCACAUCUGCCACAAGCUCCUCUCUGUCCCCACUGCACUGUUACGGUGGCAAAGUUUUGCAGAUGGAGGGCUGUGCAAUGUGUGAGUCACUGGAGACAAGUAUCAACAAACUAGACUUGGAAGAUCACGGUGGUCCCACUACUCCGUGUCCAUCGCAGUGUUCAGAUGUGUCCUCAGCAUCCUUGUAUUCUCCUUCCUCAGUUUUUGUGCUAGAAAAAGACAUCCAAAAGAAUUCAGACAGCAUCCCUGAAGUUUACUCUUUCUGUAACAAUGGUGCCUUAAGUAUGGAACAACAGAUGGGUUUGGGAAACAGUGAUGGAGAUAUGAAGUGCUGUGGAUCCAUUGAAGAAGGGUCUCUGCACUGCAAAAAGAUAAGCUUUUGCUCUGCUAGAAAUACCAGUUGCUUGGAGAGCAACUUGCUUGAGAAAGAAGGAUGUUGUGAUGAGCAGAGAUCCAGAUCUGAAAGUGAAACGGUGGCUGAUGGCUGUAAUCAUGCUGUUAGUUAUUGCUUAGUGAAGAAAGAAACCAACAGUUUGUCUAGCUUGUCUAAAACAGACAGCAAUCAUGUGAAUGCAUCAUUAUCAAGAGCAAUAUCACUCAGGUCUCCCUUUCCCACUAGAUCUAAAGAUCCAAAGGCUAAUACAGCUCAUGACUUGCCAGGGAAAAAUGAGAAAAUUAACUCUGUGACUUCAGGAAGGACUUCAAAUGGAAAAGUCCAAAGCUCAGGCGCAAAUCACUGCAAAGGAGGUGCAGUACCGCACAGCCCAUCCUCACAGAAAAAGUCCUGUCAGGACUCUAAGGGAAUGGCACAAAAAAGUAUAAUGGACACCCUUUUAAAUAACCAGAAGGCCAAAUCAGGACCAAAGCUAAAAGGAUUCACCAUCAAAAGCAAAGCAAAGGCAAAUACGGAUUGUUCUGGUGUUAAUUCUACCAAAGUCAGCGGGGCAGAUCAGAAAAGGGCUUCCGUUUCUCCACAAUUGUCCCCCAAACCUCUAGGCAAGAAAACACCGUUGUCCCGUAAUUCACCUACAAACCCAGAUCCUGGCAAGAGCAUUCCAGCAGUCUCAAGGACUCUGAAGUCAGAGCUAGAAACUAAACCAUCUCUAGUCAUUUCUGAUGAUUCAGUUCUGUCUUUCCAGAAUGGCAGCAGCAGCCCAACAGCGAGCAGCGAAAUGAAAUGCAGCUGUGGGGAGGCAACAGAUUUGCAGCAGGCAUGGGGAAAGCCAAAAGAAAAGCAAAUUUCCAUGCUGCCUGCACUGUGUCAGAGUAAGGGUGCUAAGGUGGAUGAUUUCAGAGACAGAAAUGGUCAGUCCAAAGUCACUUCAUCUUCCCAGGGCAUACCAAAAACCGAAUUUGUAAAAGGGAAGACUGAGAACCCUGGAACAGGCCUGAAUGCAAGCAACAGCAUCUGUAGUGCAGAUCAUCUUAGGCAAUUAGAUUUCAAAAACAUGGGACCAUCUGUAGGAGUCUCUUCUUUGUUGAAGUCCCCCUUGGUUCAGCAGGAGCAGCCGGAAGGACAGGAGAUCCAGCGCACUUUCAUAGAGGUGAAGCUCUCCUCCUCAUCAUCUUCCUCCUCAUCCUCUGCCUCUUCUUCUCCAGCAUCAUUUUUGCAGCUGCCAUUGCUGGAGAAGACAGAAGAGGCGAACACAGAAGUGCCUCGACUGAGUGAUGAAAUGGGGACCACGCAGUAUUUUUCAAAAGUGGAUGCUGCUGGAGACAGAAGUCUCUAUGGCUUGUCAAAACCUGUGACAAGGACUUACUCAAUGCCAGCCCAGUUGUCAGGUCAGUUGAGGGAGGACUGCCAAGUUGCAGAGCUUCAUCCUGUACAAGGACCCCAGGGCCACACUGCAGAGGAGAAAUACCCCCAGGCAGCAACAGGGACGUUAAAGAUGGUCCAUCUGAAUUUGCCAAAUGGCCAGAGUGGGAAGGAGCAGACGUAUGCUUCCAGAAGCACCCAGAGGGUCCAUGACAUGUCCUCCUCAGCCAGUGACAUUAGCUGCCCUGCCACCGCUAAGCUGAGGAGCUUCAGGAGGAAUUACUACUACUAUGAGCUGAACUGGGCUCAUGAACCUGCCUCAUCCUUCUCUGUCAAACAGAGGAUCAAAUCUUUUGAAAACCUGGCAAAUUUUGACCGACCUAUUGUGAAGGCCAUUGAUAUACAUUCAGCCAUGAGGUCUCCCCUUACCAGGAGGUCGUGCGGUGCAAUGGCCACCACACACAGCCCUGCUGAGACACCACGGGCCUUGCGGCGCAGCUUCAGCUCCUAUGGCGGCAGCCCCAGCACAACCAGUGCCAUGGCCAAGUCUCCCAGCAAUGCAGAGGCCACACGUCUGGCAGAGGGCAACAAGGGGGAAGGAAAGCCCCAGAGGAGUGAAGAAGGUGGUGCUGGGGCAGAUCUGGCUGCCGUUCCUCCCUCGGCCUCACAGGCACGCCGCAGCCGGGGCCUCGGGCGGCCGCCACUGUCCCGCUCUAGGCUGCGGGAGCUGAGGGCCCUCAGCAUGCCUGACCUGGACAAGCUGUGUGGAGAGGGCUUCUCAGGGCCUCCACAGCCCGCCUGCUUCAAGACAGAGCUGGAAAUCACACCCCGCAGAGCCCUCGGCAUGCCUGCCGGGAGCAGCGCAGCCCCACCAGCCUGCUGUGACCCUGCUGAGGCAGGCAGGAUGGGAAUGGUGGCCAGCAGCCCUCGGGACAGCGGCUCAGGGACACCAGGGUCUGCAUCAGAUGAUGAUGUGCCCCACAGCAACUCUCCGCAUGGAGAGCACUGGGAAAACAGCUGGUCCAUCAGCUUGGAUCAGCUGCUCGUCUCAAGCCUGGACCAGCAAAAACUGCAAUCUGUUUUGUCAGCAGUAGUACCAAAAUGUGAUGUUGCUGUGAUGCUCCAAGAAAUCAAAGCACAAGGAAAGAGCAAGGAAGAGACAUACUUUGUAGUCUUACACAAAGAAGAAGGAGCUGGCCUGGGAUUUAGUGUUGCUGGAGGAAUAGAUCUGGAACAGAAAUCAGUCACAGUCCACAGAGUGUUUUCAAAGGGAGUGGCAUCUCAAGAAGGGACUAUUUGUCGAGGAGAUCUUGUUCUGUCAAUCAAUGGCACGUCUCUUGCGAGCUCAGUCCAUGGCGAUGUUCUGAACACUCUUCAUCAGGCAAGACUGUACAAAUACGCGGUCGUUGUCAUCCGAAAGGAGAAAGACAAAGCAAAUAAUUCCUCCAGACCUGAGAUAUCAGCUACUGGCAGAAAAUGUGUGGGGUCUGGAAAGGAUGUUUCCAUGGAAAUAGGAACAGAUCCAAACCUGGAUAUGAGUGAUGUCAUCUGUGUUGAAUUAUUGAAAACCUCUGCUGGCUUGGGAUUUAGCCUGGAUGGUGGAAAAGCUUCCAUUGCUGGAGACAGGCCUUUGCUUGUAAAAAGAAUAUUUAAAGGUGGUGCUGCAGAGCAAUCUGGAAACAUAGAAACUGGAGAUGAAAUUCUUGCUGUUAGUGGAAAGUCAUUACUUGGCCUCAUGCAUUACGAUGCCUGGAACAUUAUUAAGUCUGUGCCAGAGGGCCCCGUUCAGUUACUAAUCAGAAAACACAGAACUUCAGUGUGAUGGAAGCACUACUUGUAAUCACACUUGCUAAGACAAAGCAUUUAAAACUGUCCAGAAAUCUAUCUCUGUUUCUAAAGCCACACAGAAGUGUCUUAAUGCUCUACAGAGAGGUGCUAACAGCCUUGGAGAACCACUAAACAAGGGUGUGAUGAGCAUCGUAAAUUCUCACCUAAUUAUCAAGGGUAAAGGAAGCCAAAAGUUAAGAGACAUUUUUGUAUUAUGUGGCAGUUUUAAUGGAACUUCAAGACCUCUCCUGGGUUUAACUUCAAGUAUUUUAACUGAGAUAAAUAACACUGUGCCUGUCCCUGAUAUUUUUAGUAUCUGCAGAGUGUUGGGAGUAUAACUUGUUGGUUGCCAUCCUGUUGACAAGGGUGGGUAUUUAGACUGUACUAUAUCACUUAGCUGUAAUAAGACUUCAGGACACUAACUUAGCGUCUGGUCCUUUUUUUGUUGUUGUUGUAAUAAGAGAAUGUCUGGAACAAUCUCACUUUAUUCUUCUAAGUGCAGUUUUGCUAAAAAUGCAUGACAAAAGCGUAUACUUUUGCACAAAUUUUAUGCCUAAGACAUGAGCAUUUUAUUGCAAAGCUGUAAAUCUUAAAACUGAUGAACUACUCAGCAUCCACCAUAACCAAACCUGUUCUUAGGUGCAACUUGUAUCUGAAAGCACUUAGCAUUAGUGCAGUAGAAAUCUGUGAGGAAGGAAAACGUGUCCAAGUAAUAGCUGAUUGCCCACCAAGGUGUAGACUGAGUUGUUAGUUGUGAUUAAAAUGGAAGUGAUAAAAUUUGGGGUCUGAAUUUUCAAAUUUAGGCUUCUAAUGUUAGGCACCUUUAAAAUAAAUAUAUUUUUAAAAGAGGGAUAAUUUCAAGUGCUGAGCACUUUGCAGAUCCCACAGACUUCAGCAAUCUCUAAGUACAUCUGAAAGCCCGGCUGCUCUUAUGUGGCUGCAAGAGCUUUAAGGCUACCUGACUUGAAACAACUCAAGCUGGAAAAUGGUAGUCUAACGAUGGGGAUUAUAACAGAUUAAAUCUGAACUGGCCGUAUUUGUGGCCAUAUUUCACUCUUCUUUUGUUUUCUCCUGUCCAGUAUUUAUUUUUGCUUUGUAUGAGAGUGGGUGAGGAUGUGUGAGGAAGAUAGGAGUGCGGCGGGCUGCAUCAGCAACAGCGUGAUGCUGAGGGUUCUAGAUGGUGAAACUGAAAACUCUGUGUGGCUGAGAGAAACCCUGGUGUUACACACAGCAGAACUGAGAGGUUUGCAGUACCACAGGCGCUUAAUUCGGGUUUUCUAACCCCUGCUCACAGUAGAGGUGUCAAUUAGUGGGCCAUGCCACUGGGUGUUAUUUAUAGUCUGCCACUUAGGAGGGGAGUGUGUGGGUGCAAGAGAUUAGACUCUUGUUAUUUCUCUUCUUACACUGGGGAUAAAGAACAUAAGAGAUACAGGAGGAAAUGGGCCAGUGUCCUUAUCAGCUGAGAACAAGUUGUUUGUUCCAGAGUUCUCAGGUUGUUCAUAGAGUUAGGCUGGAGACUGCUUCCAGCCAACAUGCCCAGGGCGAAGAGCUCUCAGCCUGGAACCAGUCCAAAUCUGAAGUGCUGCCUGUGUUUAUAGCAAGCCAAGAUACUGCGUAGCUGUUACAAAAAGGCCUGGGCUUGCCACUUGGCCCUACCCCAAGAUCCUACUGUAAUUCAGUUUAUUUACGUUUAUCCAACAGUGCUUGGAGCAAUUGCUUCCAGGUUAGUGGAGCACUUGCUUUGGUUCAUUUCUGUGACAGCUUCAUUAGACUGCAGCUUACAAUGCGCAGAGGAAAAUUCAGUUCUGCAAGGCAACCUGAGACCAGGUGAGCAGAAAAGCUGUGCAACGUUUGCCUAAAAAUAAAUAGAUUUAAUUAUUUUUCAGUGACCUGUUCGCAGGUCAGUCCAGGGAGAGAUGCAGCUUUUGGUCACAGGAAAGGCAAUACUUCACAUGGUCCUACAGCUGCUUUGGCUGCAGGAUUUCUGUUGAAACUAGUUAAUGUUCAGUGCUGUAAAAUGACCAUGGACUUGGGUCCCCCAUGACCCUGAAACUCGACCACUCUGUCGGGACUGGUCCCUGCCUCUCUUCACCUCUGUGGUGGGAGAGGCUUCAGGAGGAUGCAGCACUUGGGGUCAGAGGACCACGCAGAGGUUGCGGGCCUGUGCUGGGCUAGAAGAGGUUGCCCCUGCGUAUUUGCUGAAAAACAGGGAGAAGACAUGUGGCAAUGACAAUGAAAUGGUGAGGCCUUGUUCAGGAAUGACCAAAAUCUGACUGUAAUAGCGUGUAUAAUAGAUACAUAAGAUGCAUGUGGAGUUUAAUGCAGCGUAGUGAAUACAUACCUGUAUAUGUAUCAUACGUACAAGUGCAGUACUGACUUUCUGCUACUUUCAUGUGGUAAAUCACGGUUGUGUUUUAGGAAACAGCUUCUUCCUUUUUUCUUUUCCUCAGUCCACAGUUUAAAAUUUUGGAGGUUCCAACGCAGGGAGGCCUGUGUCUCUCUCGCUCCUAAGUCAGUGUGAGCUCAAAGGUAAAGGCUUCAUUUUGUAGACUAAUUUGAGGUGUUUUAAGAUGAUACAUGGUGAGUAUUUUCAGACGCUUAUUUGCAGGUAAUGUUCAUUGUGAGUGAAUUAGAAGGCUUUCAUUUUUCAGUAAUCAGAUACUGUUGUGUAUUUUAUUUUACAUGCACGUAAUAUGUGUUGGCUGAGUAACAGCAAAGAGAGGCGGGGAUUUUUGUCUGUGAUUCAGUAGUGGCUAUAAUUUAAAAGCUAAGUUUAAUAUUUUAAAUCUGACACGUUCUGUGGGUAGAGUGGUACACUUCUCUAACAUUACAGCAAGAAAAAUGAUAGCAUUUAACUCUGUUUCUGUUCCUGAAAAUGCUUUUUUGUUUGUGUGUGCGUGGAAGAACACGACACAUCUUUACUGAUGCUACUGGUGUUGGCAUGAUUACAGUAGCAUUUCCUGAUAUCUCUGUUGGGGUGAUGUUCCCCAUGAAAGCCACAGGAUUUCUACUUUAUUACAAACGGAGUGGGUAGACCAAACAGAUGUAGUAAACCUUGAAGAUACGCAUCUGGAAAAGUAAAUACUACUUUUUCCAAGAGCCUGGUCACACCAAGAUGACAGGGGGCGUUGCAUUAGUUUGUCAGUAUUCAGUAGGUUCAUGGGUGUUUUUUGCCUUGCUGUUUGCCUGUCAGUUCCAAUGGUGGUGUUUUGCAAUGCCAGAGGGUUGGCCAUGCUCUUGGAGAGCAGUAAUUCUCCAGAGAUUUGCAGCAGCAUCUCAGAAAACCACAAAAUCAGGAUGAAAUUAUGCACUUGGUCCCCAGCUCCUCACCAGGGACCUGAAGGCAUUCCAGAUAAGGUGAAUGUGCUCCUCGAUGGUCUGGUGUAGGGCGUUGCCACUUCCAGACCUGGGGCAGCUCAUGAGUGCACAUCCUGGAUAUGAGAGUGGGCUCUGGUGAGAUAGUGCCAUUGCAUAUUCUUCGGCCUUUGUACCUGGAAGCUCUUUCCAGCUUCCAUGGGGACUGCAUCUGUAUUGAAACCUGUGAGAUUAGGCCCUAAAUUAGGGAGGGAGCAAUGUCUGAUCAUUUUCUUGCUAAGUAAAAAUAGUAUGAGGGCAGAUAAGUAUUAAGAAACUGUUGAGAUAUUAAUAUUUUCUGAUGACCCUCACUUAAAGUCAGCUCUUGUUAAUGUUCUGCAGUGGUUCUUGUCAAAAUCUGAAGGAACUAUUCCCACAUGGGAAUGUUUACCUGCCUCUGUGUUUAGGAUAUGUCAAUGUACAAGUGGAAAUAUUAAUAAAAAGUAGACUAGAUGAUGUGAGAAAUGGGGAUCCCACUUUAGGUUAAGUUUUGUGUGUUAGGCUGAUACACUUAUUGUAUGAUAUUGUAUAUUUACACUUUUAUUUAUAUAAAUAAAACAUCUUUUAAU